UUUGGUUUCGCAGAGUUCUCGGACUCGGAGAACGCCAGGGUCGUGGGCGGCGCUCCCACUACCAUACGCGAUCAUCCUUAUCAGGUGUCGGUGAGGUACAUGAGCCGGCACAGAUGCGGCGGAGCAAUAAUCUCAUCGAAUUGGAUCGUUACGGCGGCCCACUGCGUGAGAGCCAUGAAUGCGUUCGGCAUUACCGUAAAAGCGGGCUCGACGACCUUGAGCGGCCGGGGACAGGUGGUCAGAGCGAAACAGAUCAUAAGGCACGAGAAUUACGCCAGAUGGAAAUCCGAUAGCGACAUUGCUCUUAUUCAAGUAAAUCCGCCGCUGUCGUUCGGCAGCAACGUCCAGCCGAUCGAUCUGGCCGACUUCUCGGAUGAUUACGAGCCGGGCAGCAAAGCCUCGGUGACCGGCUGGGGCGUGUUCACUCGGGCCGGCGAAAUAAGCAAUUAUCUGCGGGAAGUCGCCGUGCCCAUCAUCAGCAACGACGAGUGCAUGGAGCUGUACGAGGGCCGAGACAUCACCGAGAGGAUGCUCUGCGCCGGCUACGUGGGCGUCGGCGGUCGCGACGCCUGUCAGGGUGAUAGCGGAGGUCCGCUCGUGCUGUCCGGUCGGCUGAUUGGACUGGUAUCCUGGGGCAUCGACUGCGCCUCGCCAAGAUAUCCCGGCGUCUACACACGCAUAACUGCCCUGCGCAGCUGGAUCAAUAGCAAAACUGGCCUGUGA
Trichogramma pretiosum is the source of this 723-nucleotide messenger RNA. RefSeq names its product trypsin-7-like. The annotation marks the transcript as partial. Gene Ontology annotation, biological process: proteolysis. The record is from RefSeq and is a predicted model, not a curated record. Gene Ontology annotation, molecular function: serine-type endopeptidase activity. The transcript is spliced from 5 exons. Lineage: Eukaryota; Metazoa; Arthropoda; Insecta; Hymenoptera; Trichogrammatidae.